GUCUGAUGUCACUAGGAAGCGCCGAACUCUAGUUUCCAAAGUUUUGUGAGGAGCUAUGGACAGCUGAUGAACAAAAGUUAAUUACUGUCCUAUCAACCGGCUAUAUAACAGAUGGAUGACAUUAACCUACACCACAGGUACCUGAAUUGGAGGCGUCGAAUCCGGGAGAUGGGGGAAGCACGCCCAGCGCAGGAGCGAUGCAUGAGGUUGCUGAAGGAUGGAGACAUUCUCAGUUACCAAGGGAACUCUGACGAAGUGGGUUGCUAUGUGGCUCCCCAUCCUUUAUCAAAGGGAAAUUGCUACUUUGAGGUGACAAUAGUGGACACAGGGGUGAGGGGGACCAUUGCUGUGGGACUGGUCCCUAAAUUCUACAGGCUGGACCACCAGCCUGGCUGGUUACCGUUCUCUGUAGCUUACCACGCUGACAACGGAAAGUUAUACAAUGGCAACCCUGUUGGGCAGCAGUUUGGACCUAAAUGUGCUCGAGGUGACCGCAUAGGCUGUGGAAUACACUCAGAAAAUAUUGAAGGCUUUACAACAGUCUUUUUCACCAAAAAUGGCAAAGAGGUGGGUUCAGUGGAGGUGCCCAUGGCGGCGGAGGGCCUGUUCCCAGCUGUAGGGAUGCACUCCCUGGGGGAGGAAGUGAGGGUGGACCUGCAGGCUGAGUGGUUCCUGGAGGAGGACGACAGUAUGAUGAUGGUGGACAGCCACGAAGAUGACUGGGGACGGCUCUACGAUGUCAGGGUCAGCGGCACGCUCCUGGAGUAUGUUGGCAAGGGGAAGAGCAUCAUGGACGUGGGUUUGGCCCAGGCCCGCCAGCCUCUCACUACCCGCUGCCACUACUAUGAAGUGGAGAUUGUUGAUGCCGGGGAGAAGUGCUACAUUGCCCUGGGCCUGGCAAGGAGGGACUACCCCAAAAACAGGCAUCCGGGUUGGAGCCGAGGAUCAGUGGCCUACCAUGCAGAUGACGGGAAGAUCUUUCAUGGCAGUGGGGUUGGAGAUGCUUUUGGCCCACGCUGCUUCAAAGGUGACAUCAUGGGCUGUGGUAUCAUGUUCCCACGAGACUACAUCCUGGAUGGUGAAGCCGACGUGGACGACUGGGAUCGGCUGGAGGUCCGUCCGAGGCAGGCAGGCAUCCAGAACGUUCUGUACCUGAACGAUGAAGAGGAGGAGGAGGAGGAAGGGGACGAGAUGGAGCGUGGACAGGAGGGCAGGAAGGUCACGGUGUUCUUCACCAGGAAUGGGAAGCUGAUGGGCCGCAGGGAGGUGGUGGUUCCACCCGGGGGUCUCUACCCCACCGUGGGCAUGCUGAGCAGCGGAGAGAAGGUCAAGGUGGAUUUGCAUCCCCUCAGUGGAUGAGCCGCCAGCGUGGACUUGGACAACGGACGCGCGAUGCCCUGCACCCGGCUCGCUGCCUGCCACGUAGACCCGACCCACAGUAGCAUCUUGCUAACGGCCCUGCUCACCAGAACAAGCUCAGUCGAACCAGGCAGCCCCCCCCCUCCCUCCCCUCCCUCCCCAGCCCUCACUGCACCCGUGCAUGUCGCUGUCGUCUUCCUCAACACUGCCCCGGCUUUCAUUUAUAAGACUUGUAAAUGUCACCGUCAUCGCGGCAAACACGAGCGGAUCGUCCUCCUGGUUGCACGAGCACCGCAAGAGCAAGAGUCCCGCAUGGGCUGUGUGGGGAUGGGCGCACGUUUUCGCCCACCGUACCCGGCAACCAGCAGCUCUCGGGAGGCACGCAGUCGGAUUAUUCUAUGCAAUCUUUAGUGCUAUCAUGCAUCAUCCAACUCAUCCAACCUCCUUUGUUCCCAGCCCCUGUGCAGCAUACAGUGCGUAUCUGAAACACUGAGCCCUUAAAUCCCUCUCAUGAGGUCUGGCACACUUAGUUUAUUUCAUUUGUCACGGCCCCAAGCAAAGCAAAGCAGGGCCAACAGUUGUGCCGAGUCAGAGAGCUUGUUGGCAGUUUAUGUUGCAGGGACUAGAGACGCCCCCCCCACUCCCUCUCUCUCUCACUCUCUCUCUCCCUCUCUCUCUCACUCACUCCCCCUCUCUCUCUCCCUCCCUUGCUUCCUCUCUCUCUCUCUCUGGGAGAGGGUGCCCUCCUGUGAGCGAUCAGUGACUGGAGGUGAACAAUGGGUCUAUUUCAAAUAUUUCAGAAAUACAUCCAUUCCUCUCCCCUUUUUUGUUUUUUAAGUAAUCCUUAAACUUUAAUAGGUAACAGCAAGUUUACAUAAACUGAUUUAUUGAUUCUUAAGGAUGGAUAGAUAGAUCGAUAGAUUUCUAAGCAUUCAUACGGUUUUGUUGUUUUCCAUAUCUGAUAUGUCUUAGUGGAGCCAAAUUAGUAGUGUGUACAAAUGAAAAUAUGGCAAAUGUACACCACAUUUGACAGUAUAUUUUCUACUUGGGUUAGAACAAAUAGGACCAUAUCUUCUACUCAUAGAGAUCAGGGAAUGUAUUUUCUUUGUACUAUUUAACUGCGAACAUGAAGAAGUGGCAUGUAAAGAGGCUGGAGAGAUAUUCAAGUCUUUCUCAGUGCAGGGAGAUUAAUUCAGUACAGGGUGUAGUGACUUACCCAAAGCACUGUGCACGUUUGCCCUCAUUGUGAAAGAUUAAUUUACAUCUUUAUUUUCCUCUGUGUUUUUUUUUUUUUUUUUUUUUAACCUGGUGAAAGUUGGAAUGAUGUGCCAUUUUGAGGUUCAUUCAAGAAAUCCCAAAAUCUAACAAAAUGAAGAUAGCCACUCUUUUUUUUUUUUUUUUUUUUAAAUCAACAUCAGUGAGAGGAUUUGCCCUCUCACUGAUGCCACGGUUGUGAUGUUGAAUUAACUGCUGGACAUUUUGUUGAAGAUUAAGAUAGAAGACAAUGACGUUUGCUUGCCGAUGUCUGCCGCAUGUGAAUAAGACACAAAAUACUGUCGCAUGUGUCACCCACAAGCACUUUAGUGGUGUGUGUCUGUGUGUGUGUGUGUGUGUGUGUGUGGUCUGUCUGCACAGCGUAAGAGCAGCAGCACCGGAGCUAUAGAGAGCAAUCUGUAUAAGGAGGCGAGUCGGUGUGUUCACAAAAAGGAAGUAGUUUGAUUGUCACAUUGUUUUGCAAAGGGGAACUGGUUUUCCACGCCAAAUGAUUCUGAUUUGGCAGCUACUGGGUUAUAUAAUCUGUUUUUACUUUAUUUCUCUUCACUGUCUUGUUAAAGGGAAUGUUAUUAUCUAUAUUAUACUGUAAGUAUCAGCUAAGUUGGUAAACAAAGCUUGUUUACUCUGUGUGCCUCUGUGGGCCAUCGAAGCAUCAGCAUCUCUGUAACCUAUACUAUGUACAUUCCUCUGAACCUUCAUAAAAGGUGCGUACAGCAGGUUUCUGUGGUGUUUAGGCCAACGGCAACAUUCAUACACUAGGAUACUGUAGACUCCUCGGCAGACAAUAAUGCUAGAAUCGUAACGUGACAUAGUAUUACUACACAGGGUUACUAAUAGAUCACACAUCUGCUGGAGAUUGUAUAAUCCUUCUAGUCCUUGUUGUGCGUUCAUUUUCGAGCCUCUGACUGAGACGGAGACCUCGGCAGGUCUACGGGACGUGCACAAAUUUAAGAGACUAAUGAAGAUGUAUUGUUUUCCUGCAGGGCUGGACUGAGACUUUAAUACAGGUUUUCAAAGCCUGAACAUAUCUAAGAUGUCACUCUACAAAAAAAACUGUUAGGACAGGUAGACAUUGUUUUGUUGUGUUGUGUUUUUUUUUUUUUUUUUUUUUUUACCUAAUUAGGCAUCCAUGUGACCAUUUCAGCCAUAUUUGUAAGUUCAGGGUAUUACAGGGAAGCCACUUACAAAAAACGUUUACUUGCAAUUUACAUCCACUCACAGAAAAAGUGUGGUGCAACCAAAUUAGAGCUAAAUCUGGUCCAAAUUUUUGUAGCUUGUCCAAUCUUACUCACACCAAGGACUGUUCCAGUAAUUUCUUGCCUUGUCGACUUGCACUAUAAUGGCCUCGGUCAGUACAUGUAUGAUGAUCAAUAAAGAUUUCUGUAACACAUAUGUAUAAUGAUCAAUAAAGAUUGCCAUAAUGCA
Molecule: messenger RNA, 4059 nt
Organism: Myripristis murdjan (pinecone soldierfish)
Lineage: Eukaryota; Metazoa; Chordata; Actinopteri; Holocentriformes; Holocentridae
Gene: spryd3
Product: SPRY domain containing 3
Exons: 11
Coding region: 112-1359 (415 amino acids)
Molecular function (GO): protein binding
Source: RefSeq, a predicted model, not a curated record